Euleptes europaea (tarantolino) is the source of this 968-nucleotide messenger RNA. RefSeq names its product thiosulfate sulfurtransferase (gene TST). Gene Ontology annotation, cellular component: mitochondrion. The transcript is spliced from 2 exons. Bases 75 to 968 code for a protein of 297 amino acids. Gene Ontology annotation, biological process: transsulfuration. Gene Ontology annotation, molecular function: thiosulfate-cyanide sulfurtransferase activity. NCBI's taxonomy places the organism in Eukaryota, Metazoa, Chordata, Lepidosauria, Squamata, Sphaerodactylidae. The record is from RefSeq and is a predicted model, not a curated record.
GACACCGGGGCUUGGCAGCCAUCUCUACAGUUCAUUCUGCUGCAGAGGUCUCAGUCAAAAGACUCUUGGGUAACAUGGUGCAGCAAAUCCUAUACAGAGCUCUGGUCUCCACCAAAUGGCUUGCAGAACGUGUCCGGGCCAGUAAAAUCGGACCUGAUCUGCGCGUGCUGGAUGCAUCCUGGUAUGAACCAGGGCAGAGGGAUGCCCAGAAGGAGUUCAGAGAGCAGCACAUCCCUGGGGCCUCCUUUUUUGAUAUUGAGGAGUGCAAAGACAAGUCCUCUCCUUAUGAGUUCAUGUUGCCCAGUGAAAAACACUUUGCUGACUAUGUUGGACACCUGGGCAUCAGCAAUCACACACAUGUGGUGGUGUAUGACGGAGAUCACCUGGGCAGCUUCUAUGCACCACGAGCCUGGUGGAUGUUCCGGGUUUUCGGGCAUCGAACUGUUUCUGUAUUGAAUGGGGGGUUCAAGAACUGGGUGAAGGAAGGUCACCCCGUGACGUCCGAGUUUACCCCGCCAGAGCCAGGUGUGUUUAAAGCCUCCUUGGACAAAUCACUGCUGAAGACCUAUGAAGAGAUGAUGACAAACAUGACAUCCAAGCGGUUCCAGAUGGUGGACUCCAGAUCUGAAGGAAGGUUCCGAGGAACAGAACCCGAGCCAGGGAAAGAAGGGCUUGAACCAGGCCAUAUUCCAGGCAGCUUGAACAUGCCUUUUUUCGAUUUCUUAACCAAGGAAGGAUUUGAAAAAGACACAGAAGAGAUCCGUAUCAUGUUCCAGGAGAAGAAGGUGGAUCUCUCAAAACCACUGAUUGCCACCUGCCGCAAGGGAGUCUCAGCCUGUCACAUUGCCCUGGCAGCCUACCUGUGUGGCAAACCAGAUGUGGCUGUCUACGAUGGAUCCUGGUCGGAAUGGUUUCGUCGUGCCCCACCGGAAUAUAGAAUUUCCAACUGGAAUCGCAACAAAGCAUAA